AUGGGAGGGCGUGUGGUAGGUGUCCUCCGCUUCAAUAGUGUAACCAAUAAAGCGGCCGUAGUUGGAGGUGAUUUGGAUGCUGAUGUGGUGGAGAUAGCUGCUGUCUUAGGGGUAGCGUAUGCGUUGACCAUGGGGCAAAUUCAGGAGUUCCAGAAAGGGCACAAGGGUGGUCAAACUGACGAUCGGACUUAUAAGGAAGAUGUUUUGCCUCGGGCCCACUCGGAGAUACGCUAUGCAGCCCAACCCACACAAAAUCUUUCAGUAUCAGACCGUGUGGAAGAUUAUAGCGGGAGUAUGACUGUAGUGUUCCAGAGGGUAGAGGUGCUUUGGCUUAAGAGAAGGCUACCCCGUUCUAUGUUUGAUGUAUUGGGUGGUCAGAAAGUGGUGCCAACUUGGAAAAGUGGGAAGGGUGCAAAGCCAGCCCUUGUGUUAAGUUUGGUCUGGUCCUUCCCUAAAACAAAAGGCAAGCUAGAGCGCGGCAAGGCACAGCUGUGCCCUACGGGUACCAUGUACACGAAUUUGCUCCUAUAUGACAGUCCGUUCGAUGUCACCCCGGAUGAGGAGAGGAAUGCAGUCAUUGGAACCUUUACGACUUGUCUGGAGGCGGCGUCAUGGCAGACUGGGAUUAACACUUGUUGA
Molecule: messenger RNA, 639 nt
Organism: Sphaeroforma arctica JP610
Lineage: Eukaryota; Ichthyosporea; Ichthyophonida
Exons: 3
Coding region: 1-639 (212 amino acids)
Source: RefSeq, a predicted model, not a curated record